Lolium rigidum is the source of this 1230-nucleotide messenger RNA. RefSeq lists its product as uncharacterized. The transcript has 5 exons. The record is from RefSeq and is a predicted model, not a curated record. NCBI's taxonomy places the organism in Eukaryota, Viridiplantae, Streptophyta, Magnoliopsida, Poales, Poaceae. The coding region runs from base 124 to 933 and encodes 269 amino acids.
CGCACACACGCCCCCCUCAUUUCCGCUCCACCUUCCUCCUCCCUCCUCGCCUACCUCCUCUCUCCCGUCUCUCUCCUCCACGCCUCCGGUCCCCACCCAUCCAGCCAGCCACCGGACGGGGCGAUGACGGAGGCGGACGCGUGCGGCGGCGGGGUAGCGGUGGCGGAGGAGGAGGCGGCGGGCAUCAUCUGCUCGCUCCGCGCGGGGGACCUCGCCGGGUGGACGCCGCCCUGGAGGGCCUCCCCUAUCGCCUGCGAAGGGGCCACGAUGACGAAGGAAGACGAGGAGGCCAAGGCCUGGCCGGCGGUGACGCGCGGGAAGCGGUCGCGGUCCUCGCGCCGCCGCUCGCCGUCGGGCUCCGUCUCCGGCUCCGCGACCAAGGGCCGGUGGGCGCGAGGCAGCCCGGCGUCCCCGCUCGACUACAGCGGCGGCGGGUCCGGCGCGUCCACCAGCGGCGGCGAGGACGGCGCCUUCUGCUCGCCGCCGGCCGUCGCCGUGCCCACACCGGUCCAGCCGUCUUCUACCUCGACCAAGCAGGUGGCAUCUGCCGGCGCACGGCGCGCGUUGAUCCUCCCGGUGCCCGCGACGGUGUUGCAGCCCCGGCCUGCGGGACAGCGGUCGCGGAAGAAAAUGAGGCUCCCGGAGGUCCAGCAGCUGGUGCAGUCCCUGGCGGCCGAGAACGACGGCCUUCGACAGGAGAUGCAGUCGUUGCGGAGAGCCUGCACGUCCCUCUCGAAGGAGAACAGCACGCUAGAGACAAGGUUGGAGCAUUCUUCCUCGAGCAAGCGGAAGAGGAUUGGGUCCGAAGAGCAGCAGCAACAAGCGAAGCCUCGUGCAUCCGAGCGUAGCGCAGCCACGAACGGCUUCGUGCUCCCCGAUCUGAACAUUCCGGCACAGGACAUCGCCGACGGGUCAGUGGCGGCGGCUCCCUGACGGCUUGCUCCGGAUUCCGGCUGUGGUGCCCGACGCUAACCUGAUAAGUUUAUUAACCGUGUUAGGGAAAAGCUGGGACUAGAAGAUCAACUGGUUUUACUACCUUGCCUGAUAAAAAGGUUCUCUUUUGUUUAGUUUUGAGUUUCUUUACCGCGGGGCUUCUUCUGUACCAAUGAUGCAGAGAGGGGAGUUUAUCUUAGCUCUAGGUUCAGUCCGUGUUGCUUGGUUCCUGUAAACGAAACGCAGUACAUUAGCGAAACUGUUCAUAUUAUUUCGUCCAAUCUGGUGCGCGUUCAA